Molecule: messenger RNA, 922 nt
Organism: Betta splendens (Siamese fighting fish)
Lineage: Eukaryota; Metazoa; Chordata; Actinopteri; Anabantiformes; Osphronemidae
Product: NLR family CARD domain-containing protein 3-like
Exons: 2
Coding region: 143-874 (243 amino acids)
Source: RefSeq, a predicted model, not a curated record
UUUCAGAUGGAUCGGACUGAAGACAAGUACGGACCAGAACAGAGCAGCAACUACAUCAAGUCAUUGGCUAAACUGGCUUUUAAGCAGCUGCUAAAGGGAAACUUGAUCUUCUAUGAGGAAGAUCUGAAAGAGAGCGGCAUCGAUGUCAGAGGAGCCUCAGGCCUCAGUGUGUUCAGGAGUGUUCACAGAGAUCUUUAAACAGGAGCGAGGGAGGAAAACCAAGGACAAGAUGUUCAGCUUUGUUCAUCUGAGCGUUCAGGAGUUUCUGGCUGCUGUUCACAUGAUGCUCUGUUACACCAACGGGAAGAUGGAGGAACUGGAGGAGUUUCUGAAAGACUCCAAUGCUGCUCUGGAUGUUGUCCUGAGUAAAACCAUGUUUAAAUCCCUCCUCAGUCCAAGUGGCCACCUGGACCUGUUUGUUCGCUUCCUUCAUGGCCUCUGUCUGGAGUCCAACCAGAGAAUCUUAGGAGGUUUGUUGGGUCACACAUGGAUCAGUCCACAAACCAUCAAGAGAAUCAUCAACAACCUGAAGGAGAUGAACAGUGAUAGAAUCUCUCCAGACAGAAGCAUCAACAUCUUCCACUGUCUGAUGGAGAUGAACGACCACUCAGUCCAUCAGCAGAUCCAAGAGUUCCUGAAGUCAGAGAACAGAUCAGAGGAACUCUCCUUGAUCCAGUGCUCAGCUCUGGCCUACAUGCUGCAGAUGUCAGAGGAGGUUCUGAAUGAGUUGGACCUGAACAAGUACAACACAUCAGAGGAGGGACGACAGAGACUGAUCCCAGCUGUGAGGAACUGCAGAAAGGCUCAACACACUUUGGUUCUAAUCUCUGGGAUCUGGUGGAACCAACAGAGCUUCACACUUUGUGAUGGAUGAGACCAACUGAGCUACAGCUGCUUCAGCUUCAACAUUCAUGAAGUCAGU